Dermochelys coriacea (leatherback sea turtle) is the source of this 3906-nucleotide messenger RNA. RefSeq names its product exocyst complex component 3-like protein 2. Gene Ontology annotation, cellular component: exocyst. Lineage: Eukaryota; Metazoa; Chordata; Testudines; Dermochelyidae. Gene Ontology annotation, biological process: exocytosis; exocyst localization. Gene Ontology annotation, molecular function: SNARE binding. The transcript is spliced from 13 exons. The record is from RefSeq and is a predicted model, not a curated record. Bases 933 to 2477 code for a protein of 514 amino acids.
CAUCCUUCUCAGCAGUGCUGCUGCCAAGGCAGUUUUCCCCCAUUCUGUAUUUGUACAUUUGAUUUUUCUUCCCUAGGUGUAGCACCUUACAUUUGUCUUUGUUGAAUUUCAUUUUGUUGUCUAAAGUCCAGUCAACAAAAUGUCUUCACAGUGUCCAUUUUUGGUUAUGUGAGGAGCAGAGCAUUGUUUGUUCACGAGAGAAGAGACAGUUGCUAAUGAACACCAGGCAUAAUUAUUAUUGCGCUAAGAUGUUGCAAGUGCUCAGCACCUCUCAGGAGUUAGCCUGUAUUUGUUAUUAUUUAGAUAGUGUUUGUGUAGCUUUACAGAGAAGUAGGAAGACAAGAUCUAUUCUGACAUGAACAGAGAUCGGAUGCUCUGCAAAUACUAAUCUCUCCCUCUCUUUCUCUCAGCCUGUUUCUGAGUGAUUUGCCUUGAUCUGGCCCACUGCUCACCUGCCUCUUAUCAAUGUUUCUUCCUUUCCUGUAGCAGUCGGAUGGGCCAGGAAAGGUUGAAGACUCCUCCAGAGCUUCCACAUGAUGUAGCAAUAUUGGAUAUUUUAAUGUCAAGUCUGAACUAAAUGCAUUCGUGUAUAUGGAAUAAAACAUGGAACCUAUGUGAGCUCUGGAAAAAGGCAGAGGUGAUGCUGAAUGAGUGCAGGAAAUAGCAGUAUACAGGGGGUGAAAAGCUCACUUUCGUGAUCUCUCCUUCCUCCAGGAUCUGCUUUCCUGCUCCCUUUUUAGCCUGGCAUAGUAGGCUAUUUUUUCCCUUGGGAGAGGAGUCUUUUGAACCUCUUGUACACUGAUCAAGCCAUUUGUGAAUUGAUAGAUCAAGCAAAAUUUCUUGAAGCUUGUAAUCACAUUUAUGAUCUGGAACAAUCUGAACAUAAGAGUGAAAUAAAGAUUGACUUACUUUACAAAAAAGUAGCAGAAAGAAUGUGGUCAGUUGUACAAGAAGCAAUCAGUGGAAGCGAUAGUAUGUUUCUGGAGCCACUGAAAUCAGUAGGUGAAUCACUGAAGUGGGAGAAAGAGAAAGAAAAAGAAUGGUUUGACCGUGUCAAAGACAUGGAAUCUGUUUCAACCUGGAGCCCAAAAUACUGGAAUAAAGAUCUGGAGAAACUGCUAAUGGAGUGCAUGGCAACACAGAUUCCCUCCUUUGUGUCUGCUAGCAACACAGAUGAGUCUGCAUUAAAAGAUCAUCUAAGUCAGUUGGAAACCACAAUUUUUCCCAACCUGAGAUGCAAAAGAGAUGUCUUCAAAGAAGCAGGAUUGCUCACUAUCUAUACAAAAUGUUGUCAUGCCUGUUUGUCUUCUCAACUUUCCACACUUACAGACGGUGAUAUGAGCUUCAGCAAAUGUCUUCUCAUUUAUGAAUGGGGCUUUAAUAUGUACAGAAGUGAGAAGCUGCUGAUGCCCCGCUGGACUCCACGGCAGAUGCUCUUAGCUGAUGCGUAUGUUCUCAAGUGGAAUUUUUCAAAUGUGGAGGAAAAGCUGCUCACAGUCAUCCAGAAGGAAGUAAGAGAAGCGCUCAGACAAGUAAUUACCGCAGGGGGAAAACCCUAUACAGACACAACAAUCAUUCAGGUAUUAACAGGGAGGGCACAGGCAGUCCAGCAUAUCAGUGAUAUCAUAAAAGACAAGGUGGAAGCUGUAUGUUUGGGAGAACUUCUGCAUUUUCUGCAUAGCUAUAAACAUGAAGUAAGAAGCCUUCUCCAACUUGACACCUUUUCUGAGACCGACAGCAAUUUGCAAAUACUUGAGAACUGCUGCAUUUUCAGAGCUGCUUGGCAUAAGCUAACGUACAUCUAUCAUGCUAGUGCUGACACUGAUGCUAAAGUGAAGGAAUUUAUAGACAGUACAGAAGAACAGAGUAGAGAACUUCUUCUGCAGGCAAUUACUUCUAAAGUCAAGGUGGCACUGAAGGGUCACUUCAGAAAAGGUCAUAGUGAUUUUGACAGAUUUCUAGACUGCUUACGGUCCAGUUUUUCAAGGUUUGAAAUGAAAAAUACAGAGACCUAUAAGACCCUCAUCCAGACUGUCCACCACAGCAUUGUCACUGAGUAUGUUCAGGCUCUCCUAACUGCUUCUGGGAAGUCAUCUUCUGCAAAGCGGAGGAAAAUUGCCAACAAAAUUGAAGCAGAUCACAGGGCAAUGCAAACGCUCUUUGAAGAAUGCUUCGGCCCUAGAACUGCUUCACUGGAUGAUCCUAUUGAAGGAAUCCUGGAGUUUAUUCUACUUACUGACAUCGAAGCAAUGAAAAUACAGCUUGUGAUUCUUCUCCACAAGUUUCCAGAUAUAAGGAAAGAACAUCUGAAUAUAAUCUUGGACAUCAAAGGAACUCUCAGUUGGACAGACAGAAAUGCUAUGUUGGAGGUGGUUUAUGAGAAUUAUGUGGAAGCUGAAAGAGGACACAAUUUGUUUUUUGAAGAGAUAGAAAUAAAAGCUGGAAAAUAUGGAGCCUGUGGCUGCUGCUGCUGUUAGGAAAGGUCUAAUAUGGAAAGUCAGAGGCCACCCUCCUUGCCUGUGUCACAAAGGCUCCAUCAUCAGCAGGCAACAUCUGAGAUCACAGCUACUUGAAAGUUGCGCAGAAUGGCAAACAGUAUUUGUCUGCUGAAAACAGCCUGCAGGCCAUGUGAGAACAUGUGCCAGAGUGUUUCAAGACAAGAAGAUCACAUAAACCCAAACCAUGGUUCCCUGCAUGAAGUCCAACUGAAAAGGGGAAUGCACAUGGGUUAGAAUCCACCUCAAACCUGCAGCUAGAUUCUUGCUUAGCUGGGCUAUGGCUGCUAGGGAGAGAAGCACUGGACAGAGCCACAUCUUGCUUCAGUAGGGGAUUGGGUCAGUAAGCCCCUGCCAUUUCCCCAGUCCUUCUACAAUGCUCCUUUCCACAGUCCUGCACAGAGAGCCAUUAUGUAGAAUGCUCCGCGGCAUGCAGAGGGCUGCGGAAGCCUUUUGGCGCAUGGUUACUACCUAGCAUCCUGCUCAGCCGGAAGGUGGCAUUUCCACAGCAUUUGGGGUCUUGCAUGCCCACAGAGUGGAAGUAGGAUGUGGCACUUAGCUUUUGUGUCCCAUUCAGUUGCUUAAAUGGAAAGCCAUACUAAUAGCACAGAACUUGCAUCAAUCCCCAGUAGCCCAUUACAAUGGAUUGUGGACAUAGUGUAAUUAGUAUCUUAGUUUUAGAACUGGCUUCAGAGCCGAGUUUGUCUUUCCAUCCAUAUAACUCCAUAACUUCCAUCCAUAUAACGAAAAUUUCCCCUGCUGUAAAACUCUAAUUUCUUUAACAUGGAAAUUUUUGCUGUGGAAAUCUCACGUGCAGUGGAUAGUUAAAAUAGCUGUUUCCACUCUGGGUCGGUGUGAACUUCUUUCAGAUGUGAAUAGACAAGAAGUACAGUAUGGGAAAAUAAUAGCCCUUCUUUUUGCCCAUGUAUAGGCUGGUCACAAUCUCAGAGCUGGAUUUGGUUCAAGGCCUCAUUUGCUAUUGUAUUAAUAUAGGUCACUGCCAUUCUGAUAAGUGUAAACAAAUUAGCCGUGCAAAAAAGAACUGCUAUUAUCAGAUACUCUUCAACUCUUGUAGGCAGCCAUUCUGCUUCAGUGACAGCUUCCUCAAACAUGGCUUUUCACCCCUGUUUUGUUGGCAGUUCAAUGUGCUCAUGAUUAAUUAGGAAUGGAACAAGAGAAGCAAGUUGGUUUUUGUGUGUAUGGAAAAACUUGUAAUCAAGCUGCCCCGUGAGAUGUUUGGGGGAAAGACCCCUAAAUCAAAAUGAAAUUUUAAAAGGUGUCACACUAUAAAACUAUAAACUCUCAUCUGUGCUCUUUGCUGAGUCUGAAAGCUCAUUUCUUCAAUAAACUAGCUUUUAAAGGCCAGAUUCGCUUUCCUUACUCCUGGUGAAUGGUACCUCCCUCUACAACU